AUGGGGAAUUCCCAUGGACACCAUCACAAUGAGGGAACCCGCCACAGCCCUCACGAGGAACAACUUUCCCCUUUCGUCAUAGACCUGAUUCAGAGAAAGUUGUGUGGUACUGAAGAGCAUUCCCAACAUAUUGACAAAGAAGCAUUUCAUGACUAUUUCUCGCAACCCGUGGAAAGAUUCGGUCAAUUGUUCUAUGAACACAUUCAUCGUCAUUUUCAAAAUGCCGGAGAAAUUGGCACUGGUUCGUUGCUAACAAAACAGCAUGUCGUAGAUGCAAUUAAAAAGGUUUUGUCUUUAAACAACAAAAAGACAGAACAAAUCAAGUUUUAUUGCAAAAUAUUUUCCAAAGAAGAAGAAAUGCUCAAUCAAGAAAGUAGUAGUUGUUUGGUUAAUGCAGCUUUUAUGAUGUACAUGGCAUCGUCAGGAUAUCGAUACAAAGACUCGGAGGUCGUAUUAGAUGUAUUUGCGCAUAGACUCGCAAGUUGUAGAGAUAUCAAUGCCCUGAGUCAUUAUAUUCAGAAUAACUGCCCAGAACUACUUAACAGCAUGCAUAACUGGGUGGUAUCCCUCUGUCAUGGACAAGCUAACCCUAAUGCAUUGCAUACUAUAAGUAAUGAAGAUUAUUUUCAAGGAUCCAUGUUAAGCCAUCCCCUUGCCUGGCUAUUAUCAUGCUGUAUAUCAGCUACUUACACAGUAGAAAGCACAGUCUUAGGUUCCAGAGGAGAUGAUCUGGAAACGCUAAAAUGGGAACACUGGAUGACAUUGUACGACAGUAACUCGAAAGGACUAAGUUUAAAUCGUUUACAACACCACGUAUUUAACUACAAAGGACCCACAAUAAUGUUGGUGACCUGUACUGAUGACAACUUCUUUGCGGUUGCUGUGGACCAGGAAUGGCAAGAAAGCACUCAUCACUGGGGAGGGGGCAGUUGUGCAUCGAUUCAGCUUACUCCAAUGUUCAGGUGUAUUGAAGAGGGCUCAGAUAUGAUGUUUUUAAAUGAGAAAUCUCGAACUAUGCCAAAAGGAAUUAUUGUUGGUCGAAAUGGUAGAAACCCAUCGUUUAGUAUUGAUAGUGGUCUUAGUGUUGUCACACACAGUGGUGGAUUGCAAAGUAAUCUUGAAGCAAUAGAGAUAAUUGGUUGUGGUGGUAAAGCUGCAAUGAUUUCACAAGCAAAACAGAAAGAAUGGGAGCUUAAAGAAGCACAUAGGAUGCGAAAGGUACCUCUACCUGGUAAAUGGGAGGAGAAUCCAGACAAAUAUUUAUUGGAAAUGGGUGGUGUCAAAUGCAAUCAUGCUGAACUAAUUGGAAGAGAUUAAUUCCCCACACACAAAUAUAGUGUUGCUAUGUGGAACAAUCAAAUGAUAAUAACAUGUAAUGUCUACAACAUCUUUUUUUAUUUGAGUGACUAAGAACUAUGCUUUCAUUAUCUCCUCAGAUUACUUAAAAGUAUUUUAUUUGUUGUCUUGUCAGAUUUUAUUAUAUUAUGUGACAGAUUUCUAGAAAAUGUAAUUUUAUAUUUAUUUUUACAAAGAUCAAUAAUUUUUUAUCAAAAUGGUUCUUUGUGAAUUGUACUUGAAUGUAAACAUUACUACUAUACAACUGCGGUUAAGUAUCUAUUUACCAUUUUGAGUUUUAGGAACUAGUGUGUAUUAUUAUUAUCCCUCAUAAGUUAUUGAGAUUUAAUCUUUAUUCAUGAUUUUUAGUAUUACUUAUAUCCUCCAUCUUUCCACUUUUUAUUU
Molecule: messenger RNA, 1740 nt
Organism: Saccoglossus kowalevskii
Lineage: Eukaryota; Metazoa; Hemichordata; Enteropneusta; Harrimaniidae
Source: RefSeq, a predicted model, not a curated record